This is a messenger RNA of Symbiodinium sp. CCMP2456, 612 nucleotides long. NCBI's taxonomy places the organism in Eukaryota, Dinophyceae, Suessiales, Symbiodiniaceae. The record is from the annotation of a GenBank genome assembly.
AUGUCGUUAUACCGGCCGAGCAGCGCAGGUUAUGAGGGCAGCGUGUUCCUCACCACCAUGUCACAAAACAAGCAGGCACCGAAGUGGAGCUUCGCUGGGCGUUACGGUGCGAACACAAGGCUGCUGACACCCGGACCUGGCACCUAUGGUGCUGAUUCGCGAUCGCAAAGGCCAGCUGGCUACGGCUUCGGGUCCUGCGCACGGGAUCAGGGCCCGCUGUCCAUGGCAUCCCCGGGCCCCGGAGCUUACGGCGUGAGCGAGUGCUACGGGUCGGCCGCUGCCCCAACUGAGCUCAUAGCGGAUGGCUUGGGAAUGGUGGUGGAACUCCAGGCCGCAGUGCCCGCGACACACCUGCACUCCUCGCCGGGAUGGGUCGGUGGUGCGGUGGCGGUCGGUGCUCCACGCCAGGUCCCGGGACUUACGGCGACUUUUGCGGCCACGCCGAAAGCACCUGGGCGCAAGAAGGUAGCUCUGCGCGUGGACACGGGCACCCUGGCGAGGUUUGGAACCUCCAACCGGGGCAUCCGUGCCAAUGGUCAAAAUCCGGGUCCCGGGCAGUACGACCUUCGUGCCUGGGUUGCAAAACCUCCGAGAUUUAUUGGGAGGGCUUGA